CCCCGCCGCACCUCCGCGCCCGGGGCGGCUCCGCGCCCGCCGGGUGCCGGCGGCUCUCCCGGAGGAGCCUCUGCGGAGGGCACAGACGGCAGCGGGAUCUGCGGGCACCKUGCGGGGAUAUGGCGGCGGAGCGCGCCUGGAGACUAUACCUUCGGUAAAGCUCUGUGGAAGAUAGAUGUGURUGCUGCAAUGGUGACAUAAAUAUUUCAGAGGACUGGAACAAGUUGUUGAGAAUCUGUGUUUGUUUUUCAUGCUGCUGUUGAGGGCUAUCUAAGGCAAGUAAACACCAUGAGUUUUAUCCUGAAACUUCACAGACAUUUUCAAAGAACAGUAAUUUUGCUGGCCACUUUUUGUAUGGUGAGCAUAGUUAUUUCUGCCUACUACUUGUAUAAUGGCUACAAACAGGAAAAUGAACUUCCUGAAACCUCUUCAGAAGUGGAAUGUGGUGAUCCUCAACUGUUGCCAUACAAGCUGAUGGAGAUGAAGACCACGAAGCCUGUUGAUCCCCUGAGGACAGACCUUGUAGUGCUGGUGUUUGUGGAAAGCCAGUACUCCACAUUAGGCCAAGAUAUAAUAACCAUUUUGGAAUCUAGCAGGUUUCAGUUCCACAUUGAGAUUGCAUCUGGGAAAGGUGACCUCCCAGUGCUUAUAGACAAAAAUAAAGGCAAAUACGCUCUGAUAGUGUAUGAAAAUAUUCUAAAGUAUGUGAAUAUGGACUCUUGGAACAGAGGCCUUCUAGAUAAGUACUGUAUAGAAUAUGGUGUAGGUGUGAUYGGAUUUCACAAAGGCAAUGAGAACAGCUUGCAGAGCUUUCAGUUGAAGGGUUUUCCUUUCCAUGUCCACAGCAAUCUGGGUGUUAAGGACUGUUGCAUUAACCCUCAUUCCCCACUGCUCCAUGUGACUAAAUCUUCUAAGCUUGACAAAGGGCCCUUGCUUGGAAAUGACUGGGCUGUUUUCCAGAUUAAUCACACAGCUUAUCAACCAGUGAUAUUUGCAAAAGUAAAGACACCAGAAAACCUUUCUCCACCUGCUGCUAUAAGCACUCUCURUGCCACGGUAAUUCAUGACCUGGGGCUUCACGAUGGGAUUCAACGAGUCCUUUUCGGCAAUAACUUGAAUUUUUGGCUGCACAAGCUGAUUUUCAUAGAUGCCAUCUCUUUCCUCUCUGGAAAGAAGCUGACACUGUCCUUGGAUAGGUACAUUCUGGUUGACAUAGAUGAUAUCUUCGUUGGGAAGGAGGGAACAAGGAUGAACACCAACGAUGUACAGGCCCUGCUUGACACUCAGAAUCUUUUGAGAGCCCAGAUUACAAAUUUUACUUUCAACCUGGGAUUUUCAGGGAAGUUUUACCACACAGGGACUGAGGAGGAGGAUGAGGGUGAUGACCUGCUGCUGAGAUCUGUGGAUGAGUUCUGGUGGUUUCCYCACAUGUGGAGUCACAUGCAGCCACACCUCUUCCACAAUGAGUCCUCACUGGUGGAGCAGAUGAUCCUCAACAAAAAAUUUGCCUUAGAACAUGGGAUUCCAACUGACUUGGGCUAUGCAGUGGCUCCACACCACUCAGGAGUCUAUCCAGUACACGUUCAACUUUAUGAGGCCUGGAAAAAGGUCUGGAACAUCAGAGUUACCAGCACAGAAGAAUACCCACAUCUGAAACCUGCAAGGUACAGGCGAGGCUUCAUCCACAAAAACAUCAUGGUGCUUCCUAGGCAAACUUGUGGCUUAUUCACCCACACCAUUUUCUAUAAAGAGUAUCCUGGAGGUCCAAAGGAACUAGACAAAAGUAUUCAAGGAGGAGAGCUGUUCUUCACAGUGGUUCUCAAUCCAAUCAGCAUCUUCAUGACACACUUGUCUAAUUACGGGAACGACCGCUUGGGCUUGUACACCUUUGUGAAUCUGGCCAACUUCGUUCAUACCUGGACAAACCUGAAACUGCAAACCCUUCCCCCRCUCCAACUGGCUCACAAGUAUUUUGAGCUAUUCCCUGAGCAGAAGGACCCUCUCUGGCAGAACCCCUGUGAUGACAAACGGCACAGAGAUAUCUGGUCUAAGGAAAAAACCUGUGAUCGGUUACCAAAAUUCUUGGUUGUAGGACCCCAGAAAACUGGUACUACAGCCUUGUAUUUGUUCCUGAUCAUGCAUCCUUCCAUCAUUAGUAACUCCCCCAGCCCAAAAACCUUUGAGGAGGUACAGUUCUUUAAUAGAAAUAACUACCACAGGGGGAUUGAUUGGUACAUGGAUUUCUUUCCCACUCCUUCUAAUGUCACCACUGACUUCCUCUUUGAGAARAGUGCCAACUAUUUCCACUCGGAGGAAGCUCCCAAGAGAGCUGCUUCCCUCAUCCCCAAGGCCAAGAUCAUCACCAUCCUCAUYGACCCGUCCGACCGGGCCUAUUCCUGGUACCAGCAUCAGCGAUCCCACGAAGACCCGGCAGCUCUGAAGUUCAGCUUCUAUCAGGUGAUCACAGCCGGCCCUCGAGCCCCCUCUGAGCUGAGAGCUCUGCAGAAGAGAUGCCUGGCACCUGGAUGGUAUGCUACCCACAUUGAGAGAUGGCUCACUUACUUCCCACCUUACCAGUUGCUCAUUAUUGAUGGACAGCAGCUGAGAACUGACCCAUCUACAGUAAUGGAUGAAGUACAGAAAUUUCUGGGAGUCUCUCCUCAUUAUAAUUACUCUGAAGCCCUUACGUUCGAUUCGCAUAAAGGAUUCUGGUGUCAGCUCUUGGAAGAAGGAAAAACCAAGUGUCUUGGAAAGAGCAAAGGCAGAAAAUACCCUCCUAUGGAUUCUGAGUGCAGGGCCUUUCUGUCAAGCUACUACAGAGAUCACAAUGUGGAACUGUCAAAACUCCUCCACAAACUGGGACAACCCCUGCCGUCGUGGCUGAGACAGGAGCUACAGAAAGUGAGAUAGCAUUGGAAAAGWGCUGUUUGAAAUCUCCCUUCCACACUUCAGUCAUCAUACCUAAACUUUGCAGCAGCUACCAGAAGGUCUUGUAAGAUAUACCUCUUCAAAAAAGUGUAAAGGGUAGAAAUUAUUUCCAUAUGCUGGCAUGUGGAUUGUACAAAUACAUGUGUUUCUUAGAGCUCUGGUGGGCCACAUCUUUCUCAUCAACCUCUCUGGGUCUGUGGACUUGUGGACUACUGUGCACAUAUGUGGAAGUUAUUUACAACUGGUUUAAGCGUCAGAGAUACAUGACCUGUCCAAUUUCACAGUAAAUAUUCACGUUUUUAUAGAUCAGUUUAAAACUAUUGUGUCUCAUGUACGUUUUGUAGCCCUUUGUUGGACCGCUGACCGUUUUUCUUACUAUUUGAUUAUUGUGUUACAUAAGGUAAGAAAACUUAAUGUAGCACAAAAUGCCAAGUGUACUUCUGCCUUUGGAAUCAGCUUGCUAAUGCCCAAAUUGUGUGUAAAUACAGGGGAGCAGUACAGUUAUCAUGUAYCAUUUAGGCUGUGCAUGGCCACAAAUACACCCAGCAAGGUCUGGAAUCCACAGGUGUACAAAGAAAACCACAAACAUGCAAAGCAAAACCUGGGAUUAUAUCCUGCAACAACAAACUCUUACAAUGUGGGAAGAACCUUGGUCUGUAAUUGAUGUCUGAUUUGUACUGACUGAGAUGUGAAUUAUCUGAGCAGAAAAUUAAUUGGAUUUGUGAAGCACACAGGUUGCAGUAUUAUUAGGCUUCAACAAUUGUGAUCCAAACUGGAGAAGGGCAAGGAGGAAGCUUUCACUACUGGUUCUGUGAGCAGCCAGGACAUGGCACUCGGGGCUUACAUUGCUGUGAGUCAGGGGUGACUUCACUGAAAUUAAUGAAAAACUCAUUAAAAGCAGAAACAGAUCCUUACUUUUAUUGCCUUAAUUUGCACCAUUAUUUUUUCCUUAAUUUAUUUGCCUUUAACCUAUGCUUUUUUCCCAACCUGAUCAGAGUUGUAGCAUCUUUCUGCAACCUUCAGUUAACAUCAGCUGCAAAAAUUACCAAAUUUCCAGAUGAAAAUACCAGUUCUGUUUUCAGACAUGUUAAACAUGUUUGGUAUUAAAUAUUAGGAAUAUGCUUUAGAGGGGAAAAUAAUAAACACAAUGUUUAGUCAUGGUAAAAAAUUAGAUUUGAAUCAUGGGAAAACACAAAUAUCUACCCUUGCAGCAGAUAUUUAUGUGAUGGUUUUCAACAGUGCAUCUCUCAGUUUAGAUGUGAGAUGAAGUCUAAUUAAYAGUGCUUAAAAGUUCAGGAAGAAGAUGAUUGGAAACUUCAGCUGAGUGUGGCCUUAAUGCUUGUCCUUGAACUUUGGCUCUGGGUGUUUCUAAAGGCAUGAAGGGUUAGUGAAAACAAAGGGAACUACAGUACUAAAUGCAAGGCUUUAUUCAGUAGCUCUGUAAUGUUUUCAUCAUUUGUUUUAGGGUGAAUACUUAAAAACACGCAUCAAAMGGUGGAAAAACUUCCUAUGUCUCAGUGCUGUUUUAUGACAUUUAUGUAAUCAUAUAAUUUAACUUUCAAGGUAAUGGAACGGAAAGCAGUCUGUUAUUCCCUAAAUAGAAAACACAUGUUGAGAUCCUUACUGUACCUCUAACUGGUAAUCUUUUAUUAUUUAUUGAUUUUGUCUGCGUAAUAAGUGGUUUUGAUAGGCCUGUAAAGAAAAAAAUCUAGACAAAUUUGCUGUAUAUAACAAUAUUCUUUACACAGCACAUUUUUGCUAAGGGAAUAUGCAUGAUUAAGGGUGAGGACCUACUAGAGUAGACAUUUUCUAAGAUGAACAUCUCUAUUAUUUAUUAGAAUGAGAAUUUCAUUUCACUUUAAAUAUUCAGCUAUAUGGAUUUGUCUCAAAAGAUGACUUGUCUUAAAGUACUUCUUAUUUGAUAAAAGAAACACUCUGGACUCUG
Molecule: messenger RNA, 4873 nt
Organism: Malurus melanocephalus (red-backed fairy wren)
Lineage: Eukaryota; Metazoa; Chordata; Aves; Passeriformes; Maluridae
Product: bifunctional heparan sulfate N-deacetylase/N-sulfotransferase 3
Exons: 14
Coding region: 289-2910 (873 amino acids)
Cellular component (GO): Golgi apparatus
Molecular function (GO): heparan sulfate N-sulfotransferase activity; deacetylase activity
Source: RefSeq, a predicted model, not a curated record